CAAUAGGAAUCUCUCAUUGUCUCUUUAUUUACAAAAUGGCUGAUUGUUGCGGGAAAAUUUGUGACUUAUGGCAAUAAAAUUGAAAUAUCAUAAAAAAUUUCAAUGAUUUAAAAUGAAAUGUGUAAUACCAGGUGUAAAUAUCAAAGUCUUUGGAAGGGCAGUUCAUUCACUGUCUAAAAUUGGAGAUGAAUUAUAUGUGGAGCCUAUGGAGCAAGGUUUUGCGCUACGAACCGUUAAUUCCACCCGAUCUGCCUAUGCCUACAUGUUGUUUUCACCCUCAUUUUUUACACACUAUGAUGAUGGCUCUGCAUUGCUAAAGUCAAAUGAUAGUGAAGAUGAAGGGCUACGAUGUAAAGUUAAUAUGAAGUCCAUGUUGACAGUAUUUAAAUCACUAUCCUCCAUAGAGAGAAGUGUAGAAAGAUGUAAGAUAACUCUCAAUACACCAGAAGCUAGAUUAGUCUUCCAGUUAUAUUGUAGACACGGUAUUGUCAAGACUCACAACUUGGCCUUCAUUGAAUGUGAAACAUUACAAGCGGUAUUUUCUAAAGAUUUAACUCCAAAUAAAUUAACUGCCCAUCCCAAGUUGCUAUGUGAUGCAGUUAUUAAUUUCCAGAAUAAUCAAGAGGAGGUCACUCUAAUUGCUAAACCUAAUAAAAUCUCAUUGAAAAAUUAUGUUGAUGACGAACCAGAUCCAAAGAAAGUAGUUUUGACAGAGAUGCACCUAGAUCCAAGUGAAUUUGAUAAUUGUCAGUUAGGUGUUGAUACAGAGAUUACAUUUUGUCUUAAAGAAUUAAGAGCAAUAUUAGGGUUUGCAGAAGUUAUAAGUUUACCAAUUAAUAUGCAUUUUGAAAGAGCUGGAAGACCUAUAGUGAUGUCUAUAGAUAGUGAUAAAACAUUUGAAGCCAAUUUUGUUUUAGCUACACUAGCAGAUUGUGACAGUCAAACAGCUCAUACACAUUCAGUCUCACAAAAUACACCCAAACAUAGAAUGAAAUCACAGUCUAAACAAAAAAGAUCUAACAGUAGUCGUGUUAAAAGUACUGCACCUAGUACAUCAGAUCAAAGUAAUGGCUUUGGUAAUAAUACUAAGGAGAAAAGGCCAGCACGAUCAUUUGAUGAAGAGUUUGAAGAUGAUUUUGAUGAGAUGAUUUGUAACGACCCGUCUGUUGAUCAGUUAUCUAGGGUUGAACCCCAAAAUAUACCUAACAAAAAUACUACCACUUCUAGAAGCACCCAUCCAGUCACUGUAUCUAACCUAUCAAACACAAGACAGUCAGACGCACCUUCUUUACAAUCUUCCAGCGAGAGAGCAUAUAGUCCUGUAAUACCCAUGCAGUGUGAAUCAUCAAAGAUCCCACGUCCACCCGAAACAUUAAAUCAAUCUGAGAUGCAAGACCUGGAUGAAGAUCUGGAUGAUACAAUACCUGGUACACCACCCAGUAAAAAGUUCAGAUCAAUGAUUUUUGGUUUAUCUCAAUCACAAGGUAGUCAGCAAUCAAAAAAUAAACCAUUACAAAAUGUACAAGUUUUAGCAGAAGAUACUGAUGAAGAUGACUGAUGUACAUCAUAUUUUAAUUCAUCCUGUAAAUUAACAAUGGUGGCUGAUUUACUUAGAAAUAUUUAACUCUUUUGAUACCACGAGACAUAGAUAUCUGUCUGAUGUGCCCAAAAGCCGUUGUCAGCAUAUCGGCUGUGGAUCAUUAAAUGAUUGUAGGUAGAGAUAUUUUUUUUUAUCUUAUUGAUGUGUUGGAGGAUCUCUAUGUUUAUUUAGAAACAAACUGCAUGAAACUGCAGUGGAAGAUCUUUAUAAUCAACUGAGACGAUCAUUAAUUUAUUACCAAUAUACUAUAAUGUUUUAAUAAUGCGAAUAAAUUAACAAGUGCUAUAUGAGUUUUGAUUACAUCCUCAAAGAUAUUUAUGAAAGUGAAGUCAUUAAGUAUAACAUCCGAUAAAGUGUAACAGCCAAAUGAAAUAUGGUCAACUUAAAAAAAUGAAAUUCUAAUAUGGUUGGUAAAAAAAAAAUAGACUUGGGCACAGAGUGGAAAAUAAUUUGGUAGUUAAAGAAAAUAGCCAAAACUAUAUUAAUUAUUAUUAGUCAUAUCUUUAGAAAUGAAUGAAUAAGAUAACGAUUUCAAAUGCAUGUAUGUUCUCAGCUCAUAAUUCAAAUUAUUGAAUUCUAAUACUGGCAAUUUUCAAGUAAAGGAUGAAUAUAAACACAUGCUGUUAUUAUAUUAAAAGUGAUGAAUGAUAUUCAAAUUAUAAUCACAACAAAGCUAUGAUCAUGCAUAGUUUUGCCUGAUUUUACAGUGAAAUUAAAGUGUUUUUUUAUGUGAUUGUUACUAUUAUUGACAACUUUAAUGUAAUUUUUUAAAAAUAUUUAUGUUGAGUUUAAAUGUAAAUAUACACUUUCUUUACACAGGUGUUAACUUCUUUAUUUUAACCUA
Messenger RNA from Patella vulgata (common limpet), 2444 nucleotides. RefSeq names its product cell cycle checkpoint control protein RAD9A. NCBI's taxonomy places the organism in Eukaryota, Metazoa, Mollusca, Gastropoda, Patellidae. Gene Ontology annotation, biological process: DNA replication checkpoint signaling; DNA repair; cellular response to ionizing radiation. The transcript has 13 exons. The record is from RefSeq and is a predicted model, not a curated record. Gene Ontology annotation, cellular component: checkpoint clamp complex. Bases 113 to 1558 code for a protein of 481 amino acids.